Erythranthe guttata (spotted monkey flower) is the source of this 545-nucleotide messenger RNA. NCBI's taxonomy places the organism in Eukaryota, Viridiplantae, Streptophyta, Magnoliopsida, Lamiales, Phrymaceae. The record is from RefSeq and is a predicted model, not a curated record.
AUGGCGGCCUCUGCUUUGUGUCUGAGAUCACUCUGUACUUCUCUUCCCACAACCCCAGCUGAUCAACAACAUACACCGCAUAAAGCCGAUCGAGCAUUUUGCUUUGCUAGUGGAAUGGCUGCCUUAUCGACCGUUGCUCAUCUUGUCGGAACUGGAGAGGAGAUUGUUGCCGGUGAUGACAUGUACGGUGGUUCCGAUCGUUUGUUGUCGCAUGUAAUUCCUAAAUCAGGGGUCGUCGUUAAGAGAGUGGAUAUGAAAAACCUGGAAAAGGUUGCGUCUGCAAUCGGCCCGUCGACGAAGCUCGUGUGGUUAGAGAGUCCAACAAACCCACAGCAACACAUUUGCGAUAUUCGAGUAUGUUUUCGAUAAUAAUAUUAAAAUCGAAAAUAUUACGUUAUUUCGAUUUUUUUAUUAAUUAUUUUUAAAUGAAUUGUGAUGUAGAAAAUAGCUGAGAUAGCUCAUAAUCAUGGAGCUCUUUUGUUGGUGGAUAAUAGUAUCAUGUCUCCAAUAUUGUCUCAACCGUUGGAUCUUGGUGCCGGUAAUAA